AUGUCCGAAACACUCGAUCUAUGCAUAGAAGAGAUCAAUAGAUCGAUAGAAUCCAUAUCUACACUAUACUUUAAACCCCCAGGGAUCUUUCAUAAUGCGGUUGUACAUGAUCAGCAAGGAAGAGGGUAUAGUUCGAUAAUAACGAAACUAAUACGGGACUGCAAUCCGAAAGAAGAGCUCUCACUUUUCAAGAUGGACAAGCAGGAACGUAUUCAUACGAGAAAGGACGGCAAAAGAGGAAAUUUGGACUACUUAGUCGAAAGAGAUGCCCAUCUUCGAAGAAACAGACAUAUUGGGAUACCUGAUGAGAAGCCAAUAAUACAAGUACCAAAGGAAUUCUAUCUUAAGCAACAUGACGAAGCCCUGGCAGAGAAACGGAAGUUAGUAAAGGGCUACAAUUUCGACAUGGAAUCGGGCGUAAAUAGUAGUGGUUCCAAUGUCUAUGAUUUACUCUUAUCAAAAUUCAAAGAUGAAGAAGUUGUGAGUCUGAUACAUGCACUUCAAAACGGGAGUGUUUUAAUGGGGAGUGAGGAUGGUGAAAGCAGAAGAAAGACGAUGUUUGUAGAAGAUUUUCCCACAGAGGCCAUUCUUCAGGUACUACAUGAGGUCUCCACUCAAUGGCCACUGGCCGAGUACAAACAGGCCUACUCCCAACACCUGAAUGACUACAGCAACUUCAAUUCUGAGAUAGAACUUCUGAGGGGCGAAAUACAAUUACAAGAAGAGCAGUUGCAUUUGCAUAAAGUCAACUCGUCAUCCUCUCAUGUGGUGGCACGUUUAAUUGAGAAAGAGAGAAGAGACAUAGAUGCAUUAGAGAAAGAGCUGAUACGCCAACAGGAGUUAAUCAAAAAUACAAUAGAAACAUCUGGUUAA
This is a messenger RNA of Torulaspora delbrueckii, 873 nucleotides long. RefSeq names its product Spc34p (gene SPC34). Gene Ontology annotation, cellular component: DASH complex; spindle microtubule. The record is from RefSeq and is a predicted model, not a curated record. Lineage: Eukaryota; Fungi; Ascomycota; Saccharomycetes; Saccharomycetales; Saccharomycetaceae. The coding region runs from base 1 to 873 and encodes 290 amino acids. The transcript has a single exon. Gene Ontology annotation, biological process: attachment of spindle microtubules to kinetochore.